CUACGUCAAAGUUGUGUCGUGUAUACGAAUACACAUUUGUUAUUAACAAAUAUCAUAUUUUAUUGUUUAUUAUGUAAUAAUGUCAUUUAUAAUUAAAGGAUAAAGGAUCGAUUUGAUUAUAACCAUGAGAAACAUUAUUUAUAUAGUGUUGACAAUAUGUCAUAUAAUAAUUAAUUAUUCUCAUUGCAAAUUUCUUGAAAAUCAUCAAGUGGGAUGUUCUUCUGAUAACGGCCAUUGUGUAACUAAGGCUUACUGUGCAAAAAAUGUGGAUACAAAUCUUAUCAACAAUGUGAAACAAGCAGGUCAUGACUGUAAUCAAUCAAUUUAUACAAAUGACUAUAGUUAUACGCCGAUAUGGCUGUAUUAUAGAACUUAUGAUAGUUAUGAAAAUAUUCUAGAGAACCAGUACAUUUUUAAUAAUCUACAAAAUUAUAUAUCCAUUUUGGACAUCACGUUCAACAAUUACAAAAUAGUUCCAAAUAUCUGUAGCAUGCCGAAUUUACAAUUUUUGAACGUGUCACACAACAAAAUUAUUGCUGCAAAAUUAUACAACGCUUAUGAUCUUGAUUCUCUAAAGGAAAUUGAUUUAUCUUAUAAUAAGAUAAAAAUAAUAGAUGAUAACGAAAACGAAUAUGUUUAUAGAGGAUUAAAAAAAAUGUGGUUAUCUCAUAAUGAAUUGAUAUAUCUGCCAGAUACGGUAUUUACUAGAUUUUUUGACUUAGAGUUUUUAGAUUUAUCGUACAAUCUCAUUACUAAUUUAACUCUGUUGACAUUUGAAGGCAUAAAUAAAUUGAAAAUUUUGCAACUUUCUAAUAAUGGAAUCAUUGAUAUAAAUUCGUCGCUAUUUCGUUUUAAUACGCUUAUAGAACUGUAUCUUAAUAACAAUAAACUUAAAAAUGUUCUCGUUCGGGACUAUGAAAAUUUAAAUGAACUUGAAAUAUUAGAUCUAAGCAAUAAUUUCAUAGUAAAUUUAGAAAAAAAUGUUUUCAUUAACUUAAGUUCACUAAAACAAAUUGAUUUGAGUGGUAAUCUUUUGACAGUCAUUGACAAGGAUACUUUUUCUGGAACUACUUUGCUAAGCAGCAUUAAUCUGUCUCAAAAUGAACUAACCGUGAUACCAACUUAUCUGUUUCAAGAAAAAACGAUAUCAUUCUUUUCCAUUGAAAAAAAUAAUUUACAGGGAUCAUUAAAAAAGGGUACAUUUAUAGGCUUGAAAUUAAACACUAGAUUAGAUAUCAGUUAUCAAAGCAUUACGUCAAUCGAAGAAUUAGCAUUUUUUGGUCUUGAUGAUCUAACAGAAUUAUUAUUAAACAAUAAUAUUAUCAAAUCGUUAUCCAACAACUCUUUUAAAACUCUUAAAAAAUUGGUAAAAUUAGAUUUAUCAUUCAACCUUAUUACCCACAUUGAUUUUGACAAAACAGAUUUGCUUAGCCUUCGAUGGUUGUUAUUACAUGAUAAUCAUAUUUCGGCAAUAAAAAAAGAUAAUUUCGAGAGUUUACAAGAUUUACAGUUUUUAGAUUUAUCACAAAAUAAUAUAACAAAAAUCGAUUCUCAAUCGUUUGAAACAUUAGGAUAUGUUAAUAAUAUUUUAAUUAAUAAAAACCCAAUAAUCGGUAACUUAGAAGCGGAAACAUUUAAAGGAUUACAUUCGGUUCCCAUGCUUGAUUUGUCGUAUACUUUGUUGAAUAUCAUAAUGAAUGCUUCAUUUGAUGACAUGAUAAAUUUGAAUUAUAUUAAUAUAUCGCAUAGUAAAGUGAAGCAAUUGCAGUAUAAUACGUUUUUGAAUACGGGAAAUAUUGAAAUUCUUGAUUUGUCUUACAAUGAAAUAAAUAAAUUAAGUUUAAAUACGACCAACUUAGUUAACCUUAAGCGGCUAUUGCUCAAUAAUAAUAAUAUUAUAAUCUUGUUUGCUGAUAUAUUUAAAGGUAUGCCAUUAUUAAACGAAAUAUUGUUAUCUCAUAAUCUUAUAAAAUCUGUAGAUGACGAAACAUUUAAAUACCAAAAACAUUUAUGGUAUUUGGAUUUGUCAUUUAAUUCAGAAAUGAAAUUUAGUUUGAGUAUUCUAAAAGAAGCUAAGUUAUUAGACACAUUAAUUUUGUCUGGUUCCAAAUCGAAUAUAAAUUUCAAUAAGACCGAUGACAUUUGUCUUAAAAAUUUAGAAAUUUCACAUUCAUAUAUUCAAAACCUUAGUUAUAUAGGCUUAAAUAAAAUGGAUAAAUUACAAUCUUUGGAUCUAAGUUACAAUAAUAUGACCCAAUUAGAAAAUGGCGGAUUUGCAGGUAUGAGUGAAAUUAUUUAUAUUGAUAUUAGUUACAAUAAAUUAAAACUUAUAGAACCUGGUGUAUUCAAGGAUAAUCAUAUGUUAAAUUUGCUUAAUAUUUCACACAAUAAUUUAUUGGUACUUAGUUACGGUGUACUCCACGGCUUGAUUAGUUUGAGAGUGCUUGAUAUAUCCUAUAAUUUGAUAAGCAACGUAGAAGCCGCACGUUUCAAUGCAGCGGAAAACUUAGAAGAACUUAUUGUAGAUCAUAAUAGAAUUUCAGAUAUUGCCAUUGAAGACUUACGCAGUACAAACAUAAAAAAAUUAAGCAUCGGUGACAAUCCACUGUCGUGUGAAAAAGUAAGGAAUUUAAAGAAGACUAGUGAUUCACUAUUUGUUAUUACUGCUUUAAGACUCGUUGAGGCCAAAGAGGAAAACAUAUAUGGCAUAACUUGUAAUUCGAACCAUCAAAAAUACUCACCGCACAAAAAUACAAACGUCAAGGAGAAAACACAAGAUACCAACUAUGAUUAUAAUGUAUUAACUGAAAUAAGAGAUAUUCUUCUAAAUUUAAAUGAUGAUAAAGAUCGAAGUGAAGGAAGAAUUAAAGAUGACAAUAUAUUGAAUGUCACAGAAUUAUUAAAAAGUUUGAACAUAAAUUAUAUGACUAAAAUCACUGAGUUAAGCAAUAGAACUUUAGAAUUAAACAAAGAACAGAAAUAUACUAAUACAUUUCUGGAAAGAAUAUUAAAGGUAGUUGUGGCAAUGAAUUCACUUAAUAAAACGUUAGCUGCACCAGUUAAAUUUAAUAUAACAUCUGAAAAUUUCAUUAAUUUUAUAAAUCAGUUAAGGCAAGAUUUCGACAAUGCCAUGAUAUUAGAUAAAGAAAAAAUCCUCGCUGAAGUAGACAGUAAAAUAAUAUUAAUAAAUAAACGUAUCGAGUCAGUAAUAACAACAACGCCAUCAGUGGUAAUACCCAAAAAUGAAAAAAUGACUUUAUAUAGUGAACCUAAAACAUCGAUAUUUGUUGAAACGUGUGUUGCUUUCAUUCUGUUGAUUUUAGUUUGUCUAGUUUUGUAUAAGGCAUAUAAGUCUAGAUUUUACAUUCCUCGUAGACGAUCUCUUAGUACUAGAACUAUACCUGAUGCUAUGGAUACAUCGAAUGUAUAAUACUGUCUUUUGGGAUACUACAAUUAUUUUUUUUAUAAAAUGUAUUUGUAAUCGUAUUAUUACAAUAAAUUGUACUUUAGAUGAUUUUAUUAUUUUAAUAAAAAUAUGAAAUAUA
This is a messenger RNA of Nymphalis io (European peacock), 3545 nucleotides long. RefSeq names its product protein artichoke-like. The coding region runs from base 125 to 3430 and encodes 1101 amino acids. Gene Ontology annotation, molecular function: protein binding. The transcript has 3 exons. The record is from RefSeq and is a predicted model, not a curated record. NCBI's taxonomy places the organism in Eukaryota, Metazoa, Arthropoda, Insecta, Lepidoptera, Nymphalidae.